This is a messenger RNA of Periophthalmus magnuspinnatus, 2385 nucleotides long. RefSeq names its product protocadherin alpha-3-like. The record is from RefSeq and is a predicted model, not a curated record. Gene Ontology annotation, molecular function: calcium ion binding. Gene Ontology annotation, cellular component: plasma membrane. The transcript has a single exon. The coding region runs from base 1 to 2385 and encodes 794 amino acids. Gene Ontology annotation, biological process: homophilic cell-cell adhesion. Lineage: Eukaryota; Metazoa; Chordata; Actinopteri; Gobiiformes; Gobiidae.
AUGUUUUUUCUGUGCACACUGAGCUCCGUGAGGAUUUAUCUCUGGGUGACGUUGUUGGAUUGUUACUGGACAUCGGUUUUUGGACAUCUCUCUUACACUGUCUCAGAGGAGGUGAACAUCGGGACGUUUGUGGGAAAUAUUGUUAAAGAUCUUAAUCUUAACUCACAAGAAUUGCAUUCGCGUAAUUUUCAGAUUGUAUCUGCAUCUAACCAGAAAUAUUUUGAUGCAAAUCUGAAGACUGGUGUCCUGUACGUUAAUGAGAGGAUAGACCGAGAAGAGCUGUGCGACAGUGAGUCAACAUGUUCGCUCAAUGUUGAGGCAGUGUUAAACAACCCAUUGAAAUUGUAUAGGAUUCAAGUUAAAAUAAUAGAUGUGAAUGACAAUGCUCCACAUUUUCAAUCUGCAAUAGAGAAUAUCAACAUAACUGAAAACACAGCACCAGGGACAAAAUACCCCCUUCAAUCGGCCGAUGACGCAGACGUUGGUAAAAAUGCUGUAAAUUCGUAUAGAUUAAGCGAAAAUGAGUUCUUUUCCCUUGCGGUCCAGAAAGGAGAAAUGUCAAUCCCAGAAUUACAACUGCAGAAAGUUUUAGAUCGAGAAAAACAGUCUUUAAUCACACUAACACUGACAGCGUUUGAUGGAGGAACGCCCGCUAAAUCCGGAACAAUGCAGGUAGUAAUCAAUGUGUUAGACAUAAACGAUAAUGCUCCAAUUUUUAGUCAAAGUUUAUAUAAAGCCACUAUUUAUGAAAACGUUAAAAUAGGAACGUCAAUCAUCACGUUUAAUGCGACAGAUCUGGACGAAGGCCUAAACGGAGAGGUGCUGUAUUCUCUGAGCAGAGCAGGAAGAGGUAAACAAAUAGAUGUUUUUGAAAUAGACGAGAAAACUGGACUAGUGACAAACAAAAUGAAUAUUGACUUUGAAGAAAAUGCUGCAUUUGAGAUCAGGGUCCAGGCUCGUGAUAGAGCCACAUCUCCAAUGAGUUCACACGCAAAGCUUUUGAUCGAAGUGUUAGAUGUAAAUGACAACGCGCCUGAAAUCUCUGUUAAAUCUUUGAUGAACACGGUCAAAGAAGACGCGUCUUUCGGCUCCGCCAUUGCGCUGGUGUCAGUCUCUGACAAAGAUGGAGGUAAAAACGGGCAGGUCCAGUGUCGUAUAAACAAUAAUGUCCCCUUUAAACUCGAGACUAAUUAUAAGAAUUACUAUUCACUGGUGGUGAACGGCCCUUUAGACAGAGAAAGCACUCCUCAGUAUAAUAUUAGCAUCACUGCCAUUGAUGAAGGCAGCCCACCUCUGACCAGCACGAGCCUUAUAACUGUGCGCGUGUCAGAUGUCAAUGAUAACAGUCCCGUGUUCACAGAAAGUCUGGUAAACGUCUAUCUAAAGGAGAACAGUGCAGUGGGGUCAGUCAUUAAAACAGUAACAGCAGCUGACCCUGACGUUGAUCAAAACGGUCACGUAACUUAUUCUCUCUUGAAAAAUCCAGGUGAGUUUCUGCACCUGUCCACGAUGGUGAAUAUUAACUCAGACACAGGGGACAUAGUCACGCUACAGUCUUUUAACUUUGAGGAGCUCAAAACGUUUCAGUUUAAGGUCCAGGCCACAGACUCUGGUGUCCCUCCGCUCAGCAGCAACGUGACUGUGAACGUUUUUAUUCUGGAUGAAAAUGACAAUAGCCCCACGAUCCUGGCGCCCUAUUCUGAGCACGGCUCUGUUAACAGUGAGAGCAUACCCUAUUCCGCUGAAGCGGGCUACUUUGUGGCAAAGAUAAGGGCUGUAGACGCAGACUCUGGCUACAACGCGCUGCUUUCUUAUCACCUGACUGAGCCCAAAGGGAACAACCUGUUCCGGAUCGGGACCAGCACCGGAGAGAUCCGCACCAAGAGGAGGAUGAGUGACAAUGACCUGAAAAGUCACCCCUUGGUGGUGCUGGUGUGUGAUAACGGAGAGCCCUCCCUGUCCGCCACUGUGUCUAUUGAUGUAGUGGUGGUGGAGAGCACAGCGGACAUUCAGACUCAGUUCAGACAUGUGCCCAUAAAGGAGGACAGCUUCUCGGAUUUAAACCUGUACCUGCUCAUCGCCAUUGUGGCGGUGUCAGUCAUCUUUCUGCUCAGCCUCAUCACGUUAAUAGCAGUGAGAUGUCACAGGACAGAGAGCUCUUUCAGCAGGUACAGCGCCCCCAUGAUCACCACCCACCCUGACGGGAGCUGGUCCUACUCCAAAUCCACUCAGCAGUAUGACGUGUGCUUCAGCUCAGACACACUCAAGAGCGACGUAGUGGUUUUCCCCGCCCCGUUUCCUCCUGUAGAUGCAGAACUGAUCAGUAUUAAUGGAGGAGACACUUUCACCAGGACACAGACUUUACCCAGUACAGAGAAGGUAUGA